Messenger RNA from Rhagoletis pomonella (apple maggot), 798 nucleotides. Its product is annotated as skin secretory protein xP2. The coding region runs from base 1 to 798 and encodes 265 amino acids. The record is from RefSeq and is a predicted model, not a curated record. The transcript has 4 exons. NCBI's taxonomy places the organism in Eukaryota, Metazoa, Arthropoda, Insecta, Diptera, Tephritidae.
AUGUUCAAAUUCGUGACUGUCGUUCUUGCCGCCCUCAUCGCUUGCGCCUCAGCCAAACCCAGCAUUGUGGCGCCAUUAGCAGCAGCUCCUUUCGCCGCCCCUGCCUACGCCAACGCUCCACUGUACGCCGCUGGUGGCAGCAGUCAAAUUGAUGUUCGCAACAACUACGAUGGCACACUAUCUUCGUACACCACAACACCAUUCCACUAUUCCGGACCCUUCUCCAGCCGCUAUGUUUCGGGCAUUCCAGCUGCCUAUGCUGCUGCCGCACCUGCUCCCUUAGCCGCGCCGUUAGCUGCUCCAGCUUUUGCUAGAUACGCUGCGCCAGCUGCUUUCGCGGCUCCCUCUCCAUUGGCUGCUCUACCAGCUCCGUUCGCCGCUGCGCCUGCCCCUCUGGCAGCUGCUCCUGCUCCUUUUGCCGCUGCGCCUGCUCCUUUGGCUGCUGCACCUUUUGCCGCUCCCUAUGCCGCUGCAGCCGCUCCUGAACCCUGGUUGCCCGCACCGCAUUUCCAUGCCGCUGCACCCGUUCCUGAACCCUGGCUGCCCGCACCACACUUCCAUGCCGCUGCUCCGGCACCUCUACUGCCUGCACCUGCGCCAUUCUUCGCUCCAGCGCCAUUUUUCCCAGCACCAGCCCCAGUUCUUCCCGCCCCUGCACCCAUCCUCCCAGCUCCUGCACCCGUUCUACCAGCUCCUCUCUUGCCCGCUCCCGUAGUACAUCAUCAUCAUCAUGUUGAAGUUAGAAGAGUGAGUGAUGAUGAUGAUGGUGGCCUACAAUUUUGGCCACAUGAGCUGUAG